Molecule: messenger RNA, 546 nt
Organism: Daldinia childiae
Lineage: Eukaryota; Fungi; Ascomycota; Sordariomycetes; Xylariales; Hypoxylaceae
Product: U3 small nucleolar RNA-associated protein 6
Exons: 2
Coding region: 1-546 (181 amino acids)
Biological process (GO): maturation of SSU-rRNA from tricistronic rRNA transcript (SSU-rRNA, 5.8S rRNA, LSU-rRNA)
Cellular component (GO): small-subunit processome; Pwp2p-containing subcomplex of 90S preribosome
Molecular function (GO): snoRNA binding
Source: RefSeq, a predicted model, not a curated record
AUGGCAGGCGUCCCCGAGAAAGCUCGAUUCUUUCUCGAGCAAGCCGUUCCCCAGCUACGCGAAUUUGAGGCCAAGGGCAUAUUCACCACCGACGAAAUCCGUUCGCUAGUACGAAAGCGUACCGACUAUGAGCACCUUGUAUUGUCGCCUGGGAACAAACCAACUGACUGGUUGAACUAUGCCGCUUGGGAGAAAUCUCUCGAAACUCUACGCGCGAAGCGAUGUCGUAGAUUACAGAACGAAGGAAUGGAGAAGAGAGAGAAGAAAGGCGGCACCAAAAAGGCGAUCCAAGAACAGGCCGAACAGAGUGAUGAUGAAAUAAAAUUCGCCGAGAGGAGCGAUGACGAGGACGAGGACGAUAAUGUUGAUGAGAAUGGCCAGCUCAUUCUCCCAGACCCAGGAAACUUCGCUGGGAAAAUGGUUAUUGAUGAAGACAUUACGAAGAGUUUAGAAGGCACCUCGGAGGGCAACCCUGCGCUAGAUGGAGUAUCCCCCUUGGCUAUCUUUGACAUCUCAAAGAAGCAUCGUUCUUCAACUCCGCGGUAG